AUGGCGGCGGAGCAGGCUGCGUACGUGGACAACCUAGUCAAACAAGUCAAAAGCUUGGGAAAAGAGGGGGCCCAAAUGAAGGCUAAGCUUCAAGAGUCCGAGAAGCACGCUGAGGAACUGUCCAAGCAACUGAGAAUGAAGACCCAGCGGAUGAAAAAACUGGAGAAGGAGAAUGAACAGAAGGCUAAUAAAAUACAAGAAAAUACAGACACUAUUGGUAGCCUUCGCAAAGAACUUGACAGCCUACGGCUGAACAAGGAACAGCUGGGCGAGAAGGUUUCGGCACACGAAAGGGAAUUACAAAAACUGAAGAAGAUUGAGCUGGAAUUUGAAUCCUUCAAACAUCAGUUAAUAAGCGAUUCCCCUCCAGCAAGCAUCCAACUACCGAUGGAAAUUGAGUCUCAAGAAAAUGCUUAA
Molecule: messenger RNA, 417 nt
Organism: Dibothriocephalus latus
Lineage: Eukaryota; Metazoa; Platyhelminthes; Cestoda; Diphyllobothriidea; Diphyllobothriidae
Source: the annotation of a GenBank genome assembly